Pseudonaja textilis is the source of this 5569-nucleotide messenger RNA. The record is from RefSeq and is a predicted model, not a curated record. Lineage: Eukaryota; Metazoa; Chordata; Lepidosauria; Squamata; Elapidae.
AUGGCGGCCAGGGAGCUCUUGGUGGGCGCGGUGGAUCGCUGGGGAUUGCGGGACGUCGACCGGGCCUGGGUUGACACUGUGUGGGAACUGGACUUCACCGAGACAGAGCCUUUGGAUUCCAGGAUCGAAGGCUUGAUAACCGAUGACGGUGUGGAGGCUUUUGUGCAGCUUUACAAGGCGCUGUAUCCAUUUUGUGCAGAUGGCCAGGAGACCACGGAAAGCAUCUGGCCCAUUUUGGUGGAAAAUAACCUCUCCCCUAAUGGCAUGGUCGCUGUGUUGCAUCACUUUGUCCAAGAGGCCCAGAACAGAAAGGCCAACACACAACGACGCCUGUUUGCCCUCCACGCAGCCGGGUUGUAUUUUUUAUUAGUUGAAAUUCCCGGCAGCAUAGCCAACCAGAUAUUGCACCCGGUGAUGUUCGAGAAAUGCCUUCAAACCUUGUCUAAAUGUUGGCCUGAGGAGUUGGAUUUUCCCAGGAAAAGGAAAAAGAAACAGAACAGAAACUUGAUGGGCGAGAGAAAGAAAGGAAAGCCCGCAAGAAAUGAAAACCCUCCGACGGAAGACAUCUUUGAAGAGGAAGACGUUCAAGAAGACAUGUACUUCUCUGCCCGGGAGCUGCUCGAAAUUCGUGAGGCCCUCUUCCUCCUGCUGAGGAACCUCCUGAGGCUUUUUUCCAAGUUUUCCCUGAAAGAGAGGCCCCAAUUUGUGCAGGCCUGUAUUCAGAUCUUUGUUAAUCUGACGAGCCUGGAGCCCUGUACACAAGACUUCAAGCCUUUAGACAUGAGGACUAUUUCCAGAGCCAAGUAUAUCUCAGAACUUGCCUACUUUGGCCUACGGCUGUUGUGUUCCCCGCUGCAUAGCCUAGAAGACAAGACUUUGCGCCAAGUCUUCUAUCAGCUUCUCAGGGUCAUCGUGAUGCUGCCUGGGAAAGAAGGCAGCGUCUCUCUCCCUAUCCCUUCUCAGAUGAUCGAUGCGAGGAAAGCGGCCCUCAGGUUCCUCAGCUCUAUGAUUGAAGAACUGAAAGAAACGGCCUUCCCUGUACUAAGGAUCUUGCUGCAACAUAUAUGUGUUAAGGUUCCGGAUAAAUCUGAAUACCGGACGUAUGCGGCGUUGUCUUUGUCGCAGUUGCUUUACAAACUCCCUUGCACUGAGCAUGCCAGAUUCAUUGCUUGGCUGUAUGGAUACUCACGCAAUAACAAGAUUUCCUACAGGGUAUUUGCACUCGAUGUGGCCUUGGCUUUGUUAGAACAUCCAGAGCGGUUUCCGGAUGUCGUUUUGACCGAAGAGGAGCAGGUGUUUCUGAAACACAAAUUCCUGGUUCAGGUCAUGAUCAUCGGUCGGUGUUCAGACAAAGUGCCCACCGUUCGCAGCAAAGCCCUGUCCAGCUUCGCUCAGUGCCUGGAGAACAAAGUUAUCCCGAACGUACAAGACAUUCAGGAGCUGCUGCAUGGCAGUCGUACCAGCCAUCAGCUGAAGACAUUCCCAACCUUCAAAACCAUCGAAAUGACCCACGAACGGGACUCCACCAAGUUUGACGGAAAAGAAAUCAUGGCCGUCCUGAGGCGGAGAGCUAUAGAUGAGAAGACCAACGUGAGGAAAUCGGCCCUCCAGGUGUUGACCAGCAUUUUGAAACACACUGUGGUCCCGUGUACCCAAGAAGACCUGUCCACCGUCCAGGAUCGUUGCCGGGAUCCAGCUAUCUCCGUGAGGAAGUUAGCGCUGCAGUCUGUUACGGAGCUAUUACUGUCACAACCAACGAACCUUCUGAUGCAGAAGGCCUGGCUUAUGGGAGUCAUCCCCGUCAUUAUGGACUGUGAGACCACUGUCCAGGAGAAAGUCCUGGAGUGCGUAGAUCACCUCUUGCUGCAGCCGAUGAAGCCCUGCCAUAAAUUCAUGCCUCAAGACAAGGAUCAAGUGCUGGCCUGGGAUCUCCUUAGGUUGCUCACAACAGAGACUCAAGAGCUGAGCCGCUAUUUAAGUAAAGCUUUCCACAUUUUGGCUCAGAAGAACAAAUUCUCCUCUUCGUUCAUUAACGGCAUCAUCUCUCAUACCGAAACUGAGCGUGCGGCAGCGGCUUGGAUGUUAUUGGCAAAAGUGGCUGGUUCUUCACCCAAGUUGGACUAUUCGAAAAUCAUUGAUGCCUGGGACAGCAUCAGCAAACAGCCCAAAGCCAAUCUGGAGACCAUGGUGCACAUCCUCAGCGUGAUUGGAAGUGUGGCCAGACACCUGCCCAGCGGUACCAAGAGCAGGCUAAUGAAUGAUCUCAAAUGUUGGCUGCAGGACUUCCAGUGUCCUUUGGAAGCGAUCAGCCCAGCUAUCGAAACUCUGCAGAAGCUUAGCCAGGCCGUCACAGACGCCCCAAAGGAGAUGCAGGAGCUGCUGAACAACCUGUGUGGAGAUCUUUUAACGACCUGUGAGCAAUAUAUCUCCAAAAUAGUCCUCCAAGAAUUUGGCACGGAACAGCUGCAAGAGGAUGUCUUGGUGAGGCACCUCUUCACCUUGGGUGAGAUUGCGCAGCUCUGUCCGGCCAAAGUGGACAAGCGCAUCUUCUUGCUGACCCAAUCCCUCUUGGCUAGUCCUGACAACAUGGAACAUUUGUCCAGCCCUGCGGAGAAUGAGGACCUUCCAGCAUCCCAACCGUUGUCACAAUUCCGAGGGUCCACGAUGCCUUCUCCAGUCCGAGCACAUGCAUUCAUUACUCUGGGAAAGCUAUGCCUGCAACAUGAGGACCUGGCGAAGAAGUGCAUCGCGGCCUUGGCUCGCGAACUGGAGGUGUCCAAGGACGUGGCCGUCCGCAACAAUGUGGUGAUUGUGAUGUGCGACCUCUGCGUCCGCUACACCACCAUGGUGGACAGGUACAUUCCCGACAUUGCCGUGUGCCUGAAGGAUCCGGAGCCAUUCAUACGGAAACAGACGCUCAUCCUCCUUACGAAUCUCUUGCAGGAAGAAUUUGUGAAAUGGAAAGGCUCUCUCUUCUUCAGGUUCGUCAGCGUUCUGGUGGACCCCAAUCCAGAAAUUGGCAGUUUCGUCAAGUUCUGCUUGGUGCACCUGCUGCUCAAGAGGAAUCCGGUCAUGUUUUCUCAGCACUUCAUCGAAUGCAUCUUCCAUUUCAACGGUUACGAGAAGCACGAGAAGUACAACAAGUUCCCCCAGAGCGAAAGGUCGAUAUCCCAGGGCAGGAGGGAGAGAGAAAUAGCUUCCUGCUGCAAUGUUUGGCGUUCUCCUUUUUUCCAAAAUUUGAUCGUAGCCUGCUUUGUGGAUGGGAUCCUGCCUCUCAAUAUGGAAGCCAACCAGCUGCUCUCGGAUACCUUGGAGAUCUUGAACUGCAAGGAGAUCAAACUCUCGGCCAUGAGAUCCAGACCGGAAGAAGACAUCCAGCCGGAAGAAGACGAGUUGGCCAUGGCCAAUGCCGUCAUGCAGGUCGCCCAGAAGAAGCUGAUUUCACAAGUCCAAAAGAAGAAUUUCAUUGAAAAUGUCAUUCCCAUCAUCACUUCGCUGAAGACCUUGUUGGAGCAAAAUAAACUCCCAGCGUUGAAGGACCUCAUGAAUUACCUCCGGGAGAUGAUGCAAGAUUACCGCCAUGAAAUCAAGGAGUUCUUCGCCCUGGACAAGCAGCUGGCGGCUGAGCUGGAGUACGAUAUGAAGAAGUACGAGGAGCAGCUGCAGAAGGAGGCUGAGCAAAACCAGGAGCUGAGCGUGGAUCACGAAGGCCACAACACGCCAGUGGCCAGGCUGUCUUCCAGCUUGGAGAGGACUUCACAUCCUCGGAAUCAGAUGGACAAGGCCUCCCCGCCUACCCAAAGCAAUUCUCCCCCUCUGCGAUCUCCUCUCUCGCCCCUUGCAAUGUUUACCGUUCCUGGGACGGGAGCCAUGAAACCCAGAGCCAGGAAUCUGUCCCUGACUACUGUUGCCAUCCUCAACUCCGCUAAGCAAGCCGUCGAGGCCCUGAAGGCGAAGCGCGGAAGAAGCAUGGGGACUGGGGUGGAGCUUCUGGAGAGCAGACAAAGCGAUAAAGCUUCCUUUUGCAGUCUGAACCACCCGUCUUCCGUUACCAACAGACCCUUGGAAGGCCGCGCGAUCAGUACUCCUGAACAGUCCAUUAACAACGUGACCUUCGGAGCCGGGGUCAGCCAAAUUAGCCUGAACCUCACAUCAUCUUCUUGUAAAGUCAAAGAGGAACCCCAGGAUCAGAUCAUUUGCUUGAACUCCCCGGAUAAACCGCUGCCUCCGCCAGCGCCAUGGAGGGUGAAUUCUCCAAGAAGAAGCAGUCCGUCCAGUUUAAGUCUGCGGAGAUCCAGCCGUAAAACAUCCCGACAGCCAACGAAAUGAGUGUUUUUGUUCCCGGCAAGAAUGCCUCUUGCCUACAAGCAGAAUCAUGUUUCCAGAGCACUCUCGGCACCUUUUGGAAGAUCAUCGAUCGAUGCCUCCUAACCGUGUUAAGCUUGCUUGCUUUUAUAAUCGGUGGGCUAUAAAUAACCUGUUUAGUAGUACUGCAGUUGGAAAUAACCAAUGGCUGCCUGCUUUAGACAAGACCCCCUCCUUCCCCCCAUAUUUCGUUUGAUAUGUAGAUGUCCUCUGGAGUAUUUGGGUUGGUUGGGGGUCCAUGAAGCUCGUUUAGGUCUGGGACUAACUUUGACAAUUGACACGUAGCCCAGUGUUCUAAGUCCGCAUGCCAGAAAUGUCACACAGAGCCACCUCUCUGGGCACACCAGCCGUUGCCCGUUGCUCUUCUGCCGGCCAGCUGGUCUUCACACGCUUGGAAAACCGGAAGAGCAGCUUGCUUAGAGCACAUGUGCGCCACGGCUAGUUGAUCCUUGCAUGCGCGUUCGAAAGCUAAGCUUCCGGUUUCUGGCGCUUCCGGUUUCCGGCACUUCCAUGCACGCACGUUGGGGAGCUCUUCUGGUUUUUAGUGUGCGUGCAUGCUCUCAUUUUGGCACUUGGCGCCCAAAAAGGUUAGCCACCGCUGUUCUAAGUCUUUCUCACAGCCAACGUCUAGCAGGAAGCUUGAUUUUACAUCCUCGUUUUGCAUCGGCCGAGAGCCGGUGAAUCUAAGAGCAUAUGGAAGAAAGACAUCGUUCCAUACGGCUAGUGUCUCUGGUCUAGGCCAGACCAUGCGAGCAUGGGGAGAAGCUUGCGGUGGGGGCAGCUGGGGGAAUGAAAUCUCCUGGAAGAAUUGUGGGUUGAAAUUUCACACCAUAAUUCCUCCCCCAUGAAAAUGAUUGUCCAGCCCUCAGAUAGAAGAGAUCUACUGCAACCUCAGAAUUCUUCUUUGGAACCGGAUCCAUAUUUUCUCCUGCAGUUAAAAGAAUGGCUGGGGGGUCUUAGACCAAGACCUCGAGCAAUUGAAUCAAACAGAUUUCCAGUGGGGGAAAAAAAUCCCCACAGCUGUUCUUGUAAAAACCGCUUAGCCUAAACCAGGAAUCUUGGCAAUUUUAAAACUUGCAGACUUCCAACUCACACAAAUCCUGAGUUCUGGAAGUUUGAAAUCCCACCAGUCUUAAAAAGGUGCCAUGUUUGGAGCCUCCCUGACUAAACCAGCAUCGCGUGUCAGGGUCUAUAAUGACUACCU